This is a messenger RNA of Necator americanus (New World hookworm), 786 nucleotides long. RefSeq lists its product as uncharacterized. NCBI's taxonomy places the organism in Eukaryota, Metazoa, Nematoda, Chromadorea, Rhabditida, Ancylostomatidae. The transcript is spliced from 9 exons. The coding region runs from base 1 to 786 and encodes 261 amino acids. The record is from RefSeq and is a predicted model, not a curated record.
AUGCAUGUGGAUGCCACCAAACUGCUGUUCCUCACAUUCAUCCAGGAUGCAGCUGGAAAGUUGCUACAAAUCAACAAAUGGCAUGAAAUUCCCAUGGAGCCGGGCGAACUGGCCACGCUCGACCUCAACCUGUUUAUGUCCUGUGAAAGGUUCUCCAUGUUGUUUGCGAGCAAAGACGACGAGUUGAACAGACUCAAAUUUAUUUUUGACGGAGAGGAUCUGCAGAAAGUCGAUGUCGACUCGCCACCGUAUGUUGAGAUACCGUCACCUCCACCAGUUUUUGGCGGCUGUAGAGAAGUAGAUAAAAAGUCCUUACGAAUUCAUUUGAUCUCUAGAGCAAAGAAAUUAGAAGUUCGACUACACGAACAAGUAAUAAUAAGACCGAAAAGGAAUUCGUCUAACGUAGUUAAGAUUCUCUUUCCCCAGAAAGGAGCGUGUUGUAUGGUUCGAGCGAUUUUGCUCAAGGAUGGUAACGCAUUGAAUUUCACUCUAGCUCCGCGCAAGAAACAGCGACCUAUGAAGAUCAGAACAGAAAGCACGGUGGACCACCGGCUCAUCACUGAUGCUCGAAUUCAACCCACUCCGAAGCCGACAACAUCAGUUCACGAGUAUCAACUUAUUUCUUGGACAGACGUGGUUAACAGAGAAUGGUCAACGUCGUUUCUUGUCUGCUCAAUAUCCAUUCUCAUAGUUAUGAUAGCUAUGAUAACUUUUGGAUUCUGUACAUUCAUUUAUCUGCAAACGCGGCCAAAUAGUGGGAAGAAAAUUUAUACAAUUGAGGAUUAG